Parathielavia appendiculata is the source of this 1038-nucleotide messenger RNA. RefSeq lists its product as uncharacterized. Lineage: Eukaryota; Fungi; Ascomycota; Sordariomycetes; Sordariales; Chaetomiaceae. The coding region runs from base 236 to 886 and encodes 216 amino acids. The transcript has a single exon. The record is from RefSeq and is a predicted model, not a curated record.
GGCGUAGUGUGCCGCCAAAAGUCAGGGAUCCUCAAUUACCCAACACAUAAACCGUUGCCGGGCGGCUUCGAAACAGCCGACUUUCUUCAGCACACCCCAGCCGAAUGCCGCAAUGUCUUGGGUACGCUGAGAAACGGCGUCCGACAAAAGAACCUCAGAUCCCAGACACUCCGGCACACGGAUGCGUUGUCGCGACAGGUUACUGACGGUGGAGUGCACACAACGUGACACCUAGAUGAAUGAGACGCUUGGCUGCGGGCAGCUUCAUUGGGUGUGUAUCACCAGAGUAGGAAAGGUUGACUGGGACCCGGACGUAUUCUCGACCAUCUAUCGCAUUCGAAAUACCACGUCUUUCGCGCUCUCCGUCGCUUGUUUCAGCGCUUCGCCUGUCCCAGAAUCCCGUACAAUAUCUUCGCGCACUUGCCGACCGGCGAAGCUGUUAUGGCAUCGACGCAGUGACUGGCACUGCUCGCGGAACCAUGACGCCGUACAAGCCCAAAACGUCGCCGACGCUCCAGCUUCAGGUGUCGCGUUCACUUCCCCCAGCAAUCGGGCAUCCGGGUCUUCGAGUCCAACCACCGCAUACUUCGCAGUCGUGCCCACGCGCUUCCGUAACACGGUGCUCCGUUCGACUGGGCGGGAGACAAUAGGGCUGGCUGUCCAGGCGGUGCACCGUAAACAUUCGUGGUUACAGUCAAGAGCAACUUGGACACCACAGGUUUUCGCCCAGCAGCUGUCGAGCGACCUUUCAGAGGGCCCCUACCGUACUGGUGGCCGCACCAUAUCGAUCGGCAACGAAGCGAGAAGGUCCAUACCGAAGGCGCCAUUGUUAGACUACACCGCAGUGCUGGCAGCUAGCCGGUAUUGGAGCCGUAGAUCUUCGUAGUAGCGACCACCAUGUCGUCGUCUCAGCAAGCAGCCCCGAACGCCAAUGCAGUGCCAGACACGGAGCUCGGGUUAACAGAGGACCAGAUCCAGUUGUUACAACAUGGCCAGCAAGCAGUGGCGGCGGCGGCAGCGGGGUCGACCUCGUCACGC